Messenger RNA from Prionailurus viverrinus (fishing cat), 5230 nucleotides. It is a transcript of the gene CHIC2, whose product is annotated as cysteine rich hydrophobic domain 2. Lineage: Eukaryota; Metazoa; Chordata; Mammalia; Carnivora; Felidae. The transcript is spliced from 6 exons. The record is from RefSeq and is a predicted model, not a curated record. The coding region runs from base 1006 to 1425 and encodes 139 amino acids.
AUUUUCUCCUACAUAGGCAGGUCGUGGUUAUUUUGGGGGUAUAAUUGUAUAAUCAGAUUUUUGGGAUAUAAGGAUGUAAAACAAUUUGUCUAAACAAAGUCUGUUUUAAUGUGUUUUUUAACACAAAUAUUUUUAUAUCGAUUGCAAAUCAGACUUAUACUUUGUACUUCCAUUAUGAUCAGUAUUCUUUUUUGACAUUCUUCUGGAUACGUUUAAUAGUUUUCUUCAUUGCUAGAUUUGCAUGUAACAAUAUGGAACAGAGUGGCAGCUCCAACAGGGAGAAAUCUUAUAUAGAAGCAUAUUUUGAGGAAAGGUGGUAUUUGAAGGAAGAGGGAAAUAAGUUCCUAUUAUUGCAUAACAUUUAUGUGCAUGGAAUUUAAGACUUGAGUUCACACUUCCAUUAAAAGUACAUUUCCUGUGUGUGUGUGUGUGUGUGUGUGUGUGUGUGUGUGUGUGAGAGAGAGAGAGAGAGAGAGAGAGAGAGAGAGAGAGAGAGUUUUCUCAUUUUAUUAUGUAAUGAAAAUGAGGGGAAAGUGAUUAUCUCAUUAGGGGGUAUAGGCGAGAUUGGUUAAUAUUCUUAAAUUACAAAGUUUUUUACUCUUCAGUAGAUUUGUCAAAAUAUAGUGAUCAUUGUUGAAGACUUUGAUUUUUCACAAUGAUGACAGUGUUAAAGGAUUUAAUCUAAAACUUAGAAUUUAAAAAUAGUUUUUGGACCAGUAUUUUCUAGCUGAUCUAUCAUUAUAACUGACAUUAUUUGCUUCUGUCUCAUUUAAUGCCCUCCCAUAUCAGAAUCACACUUGGGGCUUUCCUAGGGCAUAUAUAAUCUUUGACUUCUAACUUAAGUCCUGUCAAAGAGGCAAGUUAUUUUGCUAAGGUUUGUUUCUAAUAAUGUUAUUCUCUUUUAAUUUCACUAAAUUAUUGUAUCUUCAUGUACUCUCUUCUGAGGUAUAAUCUUCCUACCAUCUCCACAAAUAAUUCCUCAUUCUUCAGUACCAGUUUUUACCAAUGGCUGUGGAACUCACUCUCUUUGCUUGUCUUCAUGUCAGAUUUGGACUGAGCAACAAAUUUGAAUCAGAAUUCCCUUCUUCGUUAACUGGAAAAGUAGCUCCUGAAGAAUUUAAAGCCAGCAUCAACAGAGUUAACAGUUGUCUUAAGAAGAACCUUCCUGUUAAUGUACGUUGGCUCCUUUGUGGCUGCCUUUGUUGCUGCUGCACAUUAGGUUGCAGUAUGUGGCCAGUUAUUUGCCUCAGUAAAAGAACACGAAGAUCGAUUGAGAAGUUAUUAGAAUGGGAAAACAAUAGGUUAUACCACAAGCUGUGCUUGCACUGGAGACUGAGCAAAAGGAAAUGUGAAACGAAUAACAUGAUGGAAUAUGUCAUCCUCAUAGAAUUUUUACCAAAGACACCGAUUUUUCGACCAGAUUAGCAUUCACUUUAUUUAUAGAGACUUUCCAAGUAUGUUGUCUUUCCAAUGGUGCCUUGCUUGGUGCUCUCCUGGUGGUGACAUAACAUUGGUUCUACAGAAUCGUGUGGUGUUUGUUUUUUUUUUUUUUUUUUUUUUUUUCUGUUUUUGUUUUUUUAAAUAACCGCAUGUUCUAAGUGUGCAUUUUUGUCAAACUUUGCAACAGUUAUUUCAUACAGAUGUUUAAUACUUAAGUUAUUGUGCUCUUUUCUGUUAUGUAUUCUGAUUUUCAAGGAUUACUUUUUUGUAUUAUCGAAAAAAUACAUUUGAACUUAGCAUAAAAAGUGGCCAGCCUUUUUUAUUUUAUCACCAAGGUACACACACAGUCCUCUAUUUAUUAAUUCCAUAAUAUAGAAGAACACUUUUGUAAGCCUCUACUUAUCUAUUCCAAGCACACUCUUUGUAUUAUUUUUCUUCCUUUUAAAAUUUAAAAUAGUUAUUAUUUUAAAAUAGUAAGUUUUCUUUAAUAGCUUUUUGGAAUCUAACAUAUCCUUUUCCAUACAAUUCCUAAUGCUCUGUUUACAGCAGAAAUAUCUGUUACGUUAUGAAGACCUAUCAACAAAUUUUGAAAGUGUUUCUGUCUUCAGAGGUAGUAAGGCAGUAUUAAAUUAUUUUUAAUAGAAUAGACAAAUAAUGAAUGGUAUGCAUGCACCUAAUGGUUACUAGAGCUCAGGAUCACAAAAUAUAGUAGCAUUACAAUCUGUGUAUAUUUUUGAUCAAGAUGAUAAUAAUGGCCUUACUUGUGUUAUUUUUUAUUGUUUGUCAAAUCUUCUAUAGAAAAGUAUGGAAAUACUCCUUUUAAAAAUUUCUAAGGAAAAUACUUCUCCCAAUCUAACAUAAUUGUAGAAUGGAUAUAUGUUUCUGAAAAGUUUUUGGAAGAAAGCAGAAGUUCUAGAAUUAAAAGUAAGCUGGUGUUUAAAUACCCCAUUGAUACUUAGAACAGAUUACUAUUGCUAAGAAACGGAUGACGUAUUUAGUACUGUUUCUAUCCACUAGUUUGCUUUCAGUCCAGUUAAUGUAUACUUUUUUGACUGAGAAUGCGACAUGUAAGUUUGAAUCAGAUUAACAUAUUUCUUCUAAAUAUAUACAAAUAUACAUAUCCCCCCCCCCUUUUGGUUGUACAUAUCUCCAUGCAUUUUAAAACUUUCUAAAUUUCUGAAUGGCCUCUGUGUAAAUUUUUGUUUUUAUAAACCUGAAAUUAUACAAGUUUUAAUGUGUGUCAAGAACUUGUUCCAUUCAACUGUGGUAUCUAGCAAUAAUGUGAAUAACUUUUGAAAUUAUAUAAACUAUGCUUACUAAUUUGUAUUAAGAAUUGGUACCACUAUACAGUAUCUUUUCUCCUUGUAUUAAAUCUUUUAAAUACCAGUUUCUUUAAUUUAUAUACCUGUAUUUUUUAAAAGUAUUUCUCUGUACUUCUCCAGAGUACUGUAAUUGUAUAUAAAUUUGAAUAGUUGGAGUCUAGAAUCUUAUAUCCUAUAUCCUAUAUUGGACAUUAGGAACUAUCUUAAAAACUAGGGUGUUGUUUUUGUUUUUUGUCUGAGAAUGAUUUGUUUCCAUUGCCCCCCAAAACACUUUUCCUACGAAGAGUUCGAGUACAAAGAUUCAAACACUUCUUUCUCGCUUUAUUGACUUUAUGUCCAGGGCAUGUCCUACCACGUUAAAGUAGUGGAACUAAAAGGGAAUGCUACUCAAAAACUAGUAUUGCUGUAUGGUUUCAGUGUGAAAAAGUAUUAAGUGGAGAAGGCUGACUCUGCCUCAGGAUUCAGAAAGAACAGAAAAAUACAUGUGUAGACACUGCAACACGUCUACAUAUUUUAGGUAUUCCGUAUCAAAAAUUUUGUAAAUUUGUAGAGUACCAUAUUGAUCAGCUUUAUAGGAAGAACUAUACCUAUUUAGACAUAAUUUUUUUCUCCUGUUAUUAGUCUUCUGGAAAUUAUAAUUUUAAAAUUAUUCCCAUGAGAAUAUUUUAACAGUAAGAUAAUACUCAUAGUUGACAAUAUUUAGGAAUAGGAUUUUUUCAAGCUUUUCUGAUUUUGAGAAGUAUGUCAGUUGCUUUAAGUUCCCUAGAAAUAUGCACUCUCAUAUUUUCAAUGUGUGUGUAGAAAAGAACGAUGAAUGAUUAAUAUGUGGCAUCACCAUUAACCAGUUAUACCUUGAGCAGUUCCAUUUCCCCAUUCGGCUUUUCGUUAUUAGCUCCCGCGGAGCCCUCUGGCUUAUCUUUUCUUGAUUCAUGAAUCUAAGGGCCCAUGUUACUAGAAGCUGAAAUGUCAGAGAUGCAUAUGUUGUGUGAACAUUAGUCCAAAGGAAAUAUUUAAAAUGGUAAUUGUUCUUCAGUUCCUAUUUUCUGACUUAAAGUUCCUGAGACAUAAACUAUAUAGGUACUUUUUAAGUUGGCCAAGAAAAGGUAUUAUUGGCAGAAAAUCUAAUGUGUAGACUUUACAUAGGCUAAGUGAAUAACUGUGAUCCUUGUUUAUGUAUGAUUGGCAUUUUACAGGUAGUCCAUCAUUCUUGUGUAGAAACAUUUACUUUGCAAAGCUUAUUAUAUUUUAAUACAUGACUACAAUAUAACUGGGUUAAAACGUAUACUCUAAAACCUAAUGACUAUAGUAAAAGUCAAGUGACACAGUUAGCUUCUAAGGCAGAUACUGGCCCCAUUCACAAGAGGGUCACCUUACCUAUGGCAAAUGGUCGUCAGAUGCUUUAUUAAGACUCUUCAAUGACUAGGUUCCAUUCAUUUGAAAUUCAAACAAACAAUUUGGGCCAAAAAUCAAGAAGUGUUCAAACCUUUAAUAGUAAGCAAUGAUUCCCUUUUCUUACUAGAAAAAGUACUUUUAUAAUUGAACAGUUUUAGAGCAGGAAGAACUACAAAUUUCUCCAUGGUUGUGUUCUCAAUGUUAUUUGCAGACGACUUCUGAUUGCUUCUUUAUACUAGUAGACACAGGCAAACUGUGUAAAACUUUGACAACAUUCCAUAUCCAUCUUUGGUUAUAAAAGAAUGAUAUUAAUAGUGACAGGUACAGCUGGAUUCACAGUUGCAUGUGUUCAAACUACAGUAGUCUUACAUGACAUUAUGUACAUAGACUGUUUCCGCUUGUAUGGUAUUCUGCUUUACGGUUACAACCUUGAGCUGCAUGCCUGAUUUUCACUGUAAAUACUUGCUUUGGCUCGGCUGUUGGUCAGUAGUACUAAAUCAGAAGUACAACCUGUUUAAAAAACUGUCUUUGACUGAAUUCCAGCAUCUAGUCCUGGACCCUGUUUCCUUGUCUUGUCCUAUCCUACUGAAGUACCGUGGGUCCUUUUGCUGCCCUCUCGACGUCCAGAUGUCCAUGGACAGAGUUCACCAUGCCUCUGUCUUCCUUCCCCAGUACAAAUGGUAAUUCUUUUGCGUUCUUGGCUAGGUGUUUAGAAGGCCAAUUAAAUUGAGUUAGUCACAUUAAGUGAUUAAUGGCUGACUCUCUCAAUUCUGCUAAGAUGGUACUUGAAUUUAAAAAAUUUCCUGACUUAAGUUUCCCAUUGUUGCAGUGGUACAAUUGGUAUUUUCCUUUUCAUCAGACUAUCAGUCCAGACUCUGCAAGGAUGGUUGCAAGUGGGGCUUCUCAAACCACCAUUCCUGAAGAAAGCUGAUUUAUUCAUAGAGUAUUAGAAAGAAGAGGCUCAAGGCCAAUCCUUUGUUUUUAUAUAUAUAUAUAUAUAUAUUUUUAAUGUUUACUUUUGAGAGACAGAGCGGGUGUGGGGGAGGGGCAGAGAGAGGGAGAUCUAGAAUCUGAAA